This is a messenger RNA of Alosa sapidissima (American shad), 1816 nucleotides long. RefSeq lists its product as uncharacterized. NCBI's taxonomy places the organism in Eukaryota, Metazoa, Chordata, Actinopteri, Clupeiformes, Clupeidae. The transcript is spliced from 4 exons. Bases 419 to 1366 code for a protein of 315 amino acids. The record is from RefSeq and is a predicted model, not a curated record.
AUAACAAAAAAUACUACAAAUCAAUAUGACCACUCAACACAUAACCACUUUGCCGGUCGUUGACCGUGAAAGAUACCUACAAAAGCUUAAUUCAAUCAAUAUAGAAACAUGUCCCUUCAGUCUCCCGACAUGGUGCAACAACCCCACUCAGUGGCCAGAAGUGUCAUACCCGGACAUUUACACGUAUCUCAUCGAGUCUCCAGGUAAGUAACUAAAUUGUUUUCCUGUAUUUUUGGAGGCACACAUAUUUUUCACUGAUGGAUGGGUGCAGACAAUCUAUCAUAAUAAACCUGAUGAAUCAGAUUGCACCAUCUUUAAGACCCAAGUCAAGCCAUCUUAUAAAGUUACUGAAAAGUGUCACAACACCUGGGUUGCUGUCAGAAGUGACGGGAAUAUCCUUGCCGCCCAUUGUGACUGCAUGGCAGGACUUGGAGAAACCUGCUCACAUGUUGGGGCAGUACUUUUUAAGUUGGAAGCCUGUGUCCGCCUGGGAUACAACAAAGUUGCAUGUACCAGUGUUGCCUGUGCCUGGAAUGGUGUCUCAACCAAAACAAUUGAGCCUGCAAUGAUUAAGGACAUUGAAUUCUACAGUGAGCAAGCCAAAAAAAAAAGAAAUGUUAAAAAAAGAAGACCCAUUCCAAAAGCCUCAGCCGCACAGCAAAAUCAAUUCCUGCAAAUGCUCUGUAACACCAAGGAGCUUCCCAUUGGUCUCAGCUCUUUUAAAAGCUAUGCUGAUGUCUUUGCCCCUAUACCCUGGUACAACAACUUGGAAGGUUUCACGGAAGAGCAGUGUUCUUUUGUGGAAGAAGAGACAAAAGGACAAGCAGCCUGUAAAGCUUGGCAUCGGCAUCGCGUGGGCCGGAUCACAGGUUCAACUGCACAUAGGGUUUUGCACACAUCCCUUGACAGGCCAUCAAAAGCACUAAUUAAUGACAUCUGUAGUUGCUCAUCCAUCGUUCUUGGCGUUCCGUCUUUGCAGUGGGGCAAGGACCAUGAGGUGGAUGCCAUUAAUACCUAUAAAUAUGUUCUCGGUCUGUGCAGUGCUACACCCAACACGUCACCUUGCAUCAUUGUUUCAGAGGACAUUUCAAAACCCCACAAUAACCUAAAGGUAGACACAGCUGGGUUUAGAAUAUCUCAGGAGAGGCCUUACAUCGGGGUGUCAUGUGAUGGAUAUGUCUCAUGUGAGUGCUGUGGCAAUGGCGUGGUGGAAGCCAAGUGUCCCUUUAAGUGGGCAAAUGAGGGUUCUACCAACUGGACAGAGGGCCACCUGGACACACUGAUCUCCUUAAAAAAAAUCAUACAUACUAUACACAGGUCCAGAUGCAGAUGUUCACCUGCCAUGCAAAAUAUGCAGAUUUUAUAACAUGGACCCCACAGCAGAGCAGUAUCUUCCGUGUUGCCAGAGAUGAGGAUUUCAUCGUGAAAAGCCUAGAUGUAAUAAGCAGGUUCUGGGCUGGACAUAUAUACCCACGUCUGACAGGAGCCUCAUCCACCACAAUGGACCAGGAAGUGGUUUGAUUUAAAAAAGGGACUUCACGAACUGGACAGGAAGUGGGCCAUCAAGAACAUGGAACCUAUUCUUCAGUGCACCAAUGAUGCGUUCUACAAGUAAAACAACAUAGAUGAAACCAUGAUUGCAUUCGAAAUGUGUAGUGUUUGUACAGGAGUAUGGGUAUUUUGCAGUGUGUGUGUUGGUGGGGGCAGAAGGGUGGUGGAUGGGUGGUAGAGAGGAAUGUUGUGUGUGGUGUGUAGAAAGAUGUAUAACAGAUCCAUGGGGUAGUGGGGGAUGUAUGAAGUGCUGAAAGUUAAGUGU